Molecule: messenger RNA, 1362 nt
Organism: Owenia fusiformis
Lineage: Eukaryota; Metazoa; Annelida; Polychaeta; Sabellida; Oweniidae
Source: the annotation of a GenBank genome assembly
GUCAAGGCCAUCAAAAUGGCAAGUGUUGAAAAUUCUCGUGUUUGCGAUACAAAUGGCUGUGAUAAGGAGGCUAAAAUGCAAUGCCCAACAUGUAUUAAACUGGGUAUAGAGGGAUCAUUUUUCUGCUCACAGGAAUGUUUCAAGGAGUUCUGGGGUGAACACAAGAAGGUGCACAAAAAAGCAAAGAAGCAGGGUGCGGGAGAGCCUGCGAACUACAACCCAUGGCCAGGUUACAUUUUCACUGGUUCACUGAGGCCUUACGCUGUGUCUCCAAAAAGACCAGUGCCAGAUCACAUCAGGAGGCCAGACUAUGCAAACCACCCUGAAGGCUUCCCUCUGACAGAGCAGAAGCAGAAGGGCUCUACAUAUAUCAGACCUCUAGAUGACCAGGAACAGGAAGAUCUGAGAGUAGCAUGCAAGCUUGGCAGAGAAGUCUUAGAUGAGGCUGUCAAAGCAGUAGGGGUUGGUGUCACUACAGAGGAAAUAGAUAGAAUUGCUCAUGAGGCGUGUGUAGACCGUGAUUGCUACCCAUCUCCAUUGAACUACUACACUUUUCCAAAGUCCUGCUGUACAUCGGUGAAUGAGGUGAUCUGUCAUGGAAUUCCAGAUGGUCGACCUCUACAAGAUGGCGAUAUAUGUAAUAUUGAUGUCACAACAUAUUUUAGAGGUUUCCAUGGUGAUUUAAAUGAGACUCUUUUUGUUGGCAAUGUUAGUGAGGCCAGCAAGAAACUUGUUAAAGUCACAUAUGAAUGCUUAGACAAUGCAAUUAAAAUGGUCCAUCCAGGUGUUAGGUACAGAGAUAUAGGUAAUGAAAUACAAAAACAUGCUCAAUCCAAUGGUUUCUCUGUUGUUAGGAGCUACUGUGGUCAUGGAAUAAAUCAAUUGUUCCAUACUGCACCUAAUGUCCCGCAUUAUGCCAAAAAUAAAGCUGUAGGAGUGAUGAAACCUGGUCAUACAUUCACUAUAGAACCUAUGAUAAAUGAAGGUGUGUGGCGUGACAAAACUUGGCCCGAUAAUUGGACCUCGGUAACAGAGGACGGCAAGAGAUCUGCACAGUUUGAGCAAACAUUACUAGUGACUGAAUCAGGCUGUGAUAUAUUAACUAAAAGAUUAGAUGGACAGCCUCAUUUUAUGGACUCUUUAUAAUGUGUUGGUUGUUGUUGGAAUAUUACAGUGGCAUUUGAAGCAUCUGAAAUAGAACAAGAGGUUUUAUACAUAUUACACAUUGUCUGAUGUUUCUUUAGUGUUUGACUGUAUAAGAAAUUUCCCUUUCCAGAGCAUUCUUUCAAAAACUUUUUAAUUCAUUGUUACCAUAUAAACUGUAAUACACCUGAUUCAAUACUUUUUAUGUCAUCACCACAA